AGAGGAUCUCUCCUCGUCAAGCUCUGGAGCUGCCCUUCAUUUCCAUGAGCCACCUGAGGGAGGACGUCCACAGCAGAGACUAUCUGACCACCUCUCAACUAGCAAUGAGGGUCUGCCCAACGGAGGACAGCGUCCACUGCUCAACCACAAACAGCGGCUACUCUGGCUCCAUGGACCACGUCUCCUGGGAUUCUGUGGAGGCUCUAGACUCCACAAGUGCCACCAGUGAAUGGUCCUGGUGUUCUGACCUGUCCACAGACACCACCUGUUCGCCAAAUGUCGAUGAAACUAGUGAGGAACUCUCGGGGUUGUCUGACCAGACUAUGGACUCCGGAGAUACCUCGGUCUGGUCGUCCAUCGGAGAUGAUGGCACCAGGGAGGAAGUCUCCGGGUGUUCUGACCUGUCUGUGGACUCCGGAGAUACCUCGGUCUGGUCGUCCAUCGGAGAUGAUGGCACCAGGGAGGAAGUCUCCUGGAGUUCUGACGAGGCUGCAGACGUCACCGCUGCAGCCACAGCCUCUUCGGGCGGCAAGAGGAAGCUGUGGAGAAGAAUUAGAAAAUUCUUCUCAAGCCUCACAUGCUGCUGCCGUCCGAAAGUUGAGGACUGAAUUAUUUCUUUCUUUAUUUCUUUAUUGGUGUUUUUCUAUUUUAAUAUACAUUGUACAAAUAUGUUUUUACUACUUUUUACAACUUUUUUAUACAUUUAAUUGUUUAAAUACUUUUUUA
Molecule: messenger RNA, 726 nt
Organism: Hippoglossus stenolepis (Pacific halibut)
Lineage: Eukaryota; Metazoa; Chordata; Actinopteri; Pleuronectiformes; Pleuronectidae
Product: dentin sialophosphoprotein-like
Exons: 2
Coding region: 45-608 (187 amino acids)
Source: RefSeq, a predicted model, not a curated record